Messenger RNA from Xenopus laevis (African clawed frog), 6445 nucleotides. RefSeq names its product centrosomal protein of 85 kDa-like (gene cep85l.S). Lineage: Eukaryota; Metazoa; Chordata; Amphibia; Anura; Pipidae. The record is from RefSeq and is a predicted model, not a curated record. Gene Ontology annotation, cellular component: centrosome. The coding region runs from base 2235 to 4649 and encodes 804 amino acids. The transcript is spliced from 14 exons.
AAAAUGCCUCCGUAGCUUUCCUUCUCCUUUAAGAAACAUCACAUCACAUAAGUCAAUAACUUUCCCAAUUAUACAGCAUACGUUUGCCAUAUGGCACUCUAUAAGCACUAAACCUAAAUGGCUUUCUAAACUUCAUUCUCUAGCACCCUUAUUUAAUAACCCUGGCUUUCCACCUGGUCAGAAGCCUAAACAAUUCUGUUGGCGGAUAGAUAAAGGGCUUACACAUAUUCGCCAGUACAUACUACAUUACAAAAUUAUUAGCUGGACAGUUCUUCAGGACAGAUAUAAUGUACCAGUUCAACUUAACGUUAUAAGAAAAAACUGAAAAUACCUUCAAUAAAUACAUUUAUAAUAAUAGAUGUUUAAAAAUGCUAUAUAUGUUGACUUGUACAAUUUUCUGUUAACACUGGAUACUUAACGUUAUAAGAAACAACUGAAAAUACCUUCAAUAAAAAUAAUGAAUAAUGAAAGAUCAAGUGUAGUAUCGAGUGUAGUAUGUGUUCUUAUCAGUUUAACAGCAGGGUAAGCACACCACUUGACUGACAGAACAGAGAACCACUGGGUUGAGUCUAGGGGCCAGGAGGCUUUGCUUUGAAGCCUGAGUUUUUUUGCAUCCCAGGAUUUUCACACCUGGGGUGUCUUACCUCACAGGUCUUGCACUACUAUCUGUGAGCACAUCACUAGCACACUUUACUCUGGCACCUCAUUGCAACACCUUGCUCUUAAUCCCAGCCUUUUGGCACACAGGAUAGACAAUCAUUUUUACAAAUCUGGCUAUUAGGCUGGGACCACUUUUGGUCACCCUUUGAUUUACCCUAGUUAUUGGUCGCUAUGGCACUGUUUUCUUUUUGCACUUUUGGAUCUAUGUGCACUGAUCUGGGGGGGGGGGGAGAUGUGUGGCCAUUAGGAUCCUUCCCCCCUGAAUUCCCUGGUCCAGAAGAGGGCACAAAGUUGCUGGGUUCUUCUCGAAUGAACAUUGUCGCUCCAGACCCCUUAUAAGCCUUUUGACUGGAGUAAAGGGACCCCCUAGCCUUGAGGUGAAGGGGUUCAAAGACCCUUGCCUCCCUUCUGUACCUUAUGGCAAAGGAGGUCGGGGUAAAGGGUCUCACCCUAGCUUCAGUUAAGGGGAGCCUUUGUUUAUAUUUCUGCCUUUUGGCCAGGUGACAUGUUUUAAUGGACCUUUUUUAAGGAUUAGUCACACUUUGCGCUCUUUACACUUUGUGUUUUUGCACAUUUGUUUGCACUGUGACUGUAAUUGGAAGCAUGCUCGGGCUUAAAUAAAAAAAAUCAGUUCAACCCCUGUCCUGAUAAUUUAGAUUAGUAUGUAAUCAACCUAUGCAUGGCUGAUUGCCUUUAGAGGAGUUGGGGAGCUGUUCUGCAAGCAACACUGAAGUAGGAGAGAAUUUCACACAAAGCCCAAAUCCUGUUAUUCCUUUGCAGUCUCUCCUCGGUAUGUAUUCAACUUGUCUCCUAUACUGACUGCAAGAGAAAAGCAUGUGACUCUUUUUCUUGUUGAUGGACUAUUCACAGAAUUACAUUUUGAACCUAUUGUCAGGGCAGGGAAGGACUAGGGCAUGCAACCUACAGGCUUGGAACUAACACUGUGAGCUGCUGUUUUGUGAACAGAUAAUAUGGGCUGCCGUGGGCGUUGUUGAGUCAGAGUGAAUGGCCUCUGGUUUCAGUCUUGGCUCCUCCUUUCCCACCCCUUCUCCCACCCCUCGCUGCCAGCAGCAAUCUAGCUUGGAAACCGGACUGAGACCACCGGGCCCUGGACAAAGGAAAAAGCAUUGGCGACCGAGUAUGGCUGCAAGCAGAUGGGCAUUUAUCCACUAAACAUGAUCCUCAUCAGGGACUUCGGGUCUGAUCAGCUCCCUACCACAAAGGCCUCCUUUUAUCCUCCCCCAUAUUAAUACUGUGGAUUUGCCUUGACUCUGACUCCUUAUUUAUUUCCUACCCCACUGGAACGCGCCCACGUAGGUAUGUGGGGAAAGAUGAUUACGGAUUACGGAUCCGGAUUCAACAGCUACCCCGCAGGUCUUUUUUAGCAUCGGAACCGGAUCAGUUGGAGAGCGAACCGGAGGAUCACAGUUAUCAGGGCAAUUUCAGCGACAAACACAAAGACAAAUCCAAGGGCAAGAUUUACACCCAGAGGGACCCGGUUUACACCCGCAGCUCCGGCAACAAACCAGAAGAGGUGGACGCCGGAAAAACACCAGGAUAUCAGGGGCCAAGAGAUGGGAAUCGCAACAGGAAGCCUCGGUGGUAAUGUGUGCGGGGAGCUCCAGUUCAUCGACAGUCCUUGGCAACCACGUUCAACUUCCAUCGCACUUGGAUGUGGCUCUGAUUUCUCCUCUGUGUGGAUCUCUGGCUCUGAUGCACUGUGGCAUUCUUCAGGAGCUUCUCACAAUGGCAGAAUAAGUCACACUCGGCGACUCAGCAUAACAUCUGACAGUGGAGACACUGGUAUAGGGACAUCUUGCUCUGACAGCCUAGAAGAUCAUCCUACUUCCAGCAGUUCAUCAACAUUAAAAAGUGCAUACCCUUUGGGCUCCCUUACUGCAGCACAUGGUAUGCCCUCUACUCCCAGGUCUUCACUGUCCAGAACUAGAGAGGACAGACUGGACUCUUCACGUUGGAAUAGCAAUUACUCUUUACCAGCAGGGAGCAGACAGUAUGGAUUGUCUACUGACGCAUCUCUUGAUAUGAAAGACUCAAGACCAAUGAAAAAGUGGUCUUCAUUGUCUAAACUCAGUGUACCUGAUGGUCUCACUGUGGACAGCUGUUCAGAGAAAGCUGGCUCCAGACAUAGCCUUGAACAUGUUGGCAGAGACAGCACCAUGUCUCAGCACUCCUGCAGGCACAGGACAACCUGCCUACAUCACAGCAUGGAGCAGCUGAAGUUAGAUGAUAAAGACUCAGACAAAAGGCAGUAUAUGGGAAUUGAUUGUAAAUACAAGUACAAUGCUUGCAACAGCAAAACACUUACUACUUCAGCUGUAUCAAGUAGGAGACAUACUUUGGACAUGACUUAUAGUGCCUUACCUGAAAGUAAACCAUCCACUACUCUUAGUGAACCAUAUGGGCAAAAAUAUAGCCAUUAUGCAUACCAAGGUGGAGUUCCUAUUCAGCCCUCUGUGAGGACUCAAAUGUGGCUCACAGAUCAGCUACAUUCUAAUUUCCAGGACCGCAGGCUGACUGAUGAUACAUGUGUUAUAUCCAAUUGGCAGCCUCUUGAACAGCUCCGACAGGAAAAAGCCCAGCCACAGGUGGGCACCUGCUCUUCUCGUAUAGAAUGUACGACCAUGCCUUUAAGUCAGGAUGUGACUAAGUGGGAAUCCCUGAUGAAAAUUAAAGAAGGACUAUUGCGUCAGAAGGAGAUUGUAAUUGACAGGCAGAAGCAGCAGAUCUGCCACCUACAGCAGGCGCUAAGAGGCAAUGAUUCUCAAGCUAACCAGGCCGUCGUGGGUCAUGCCGUGAAUGGAGAAGAUUUUAUGAUGCAUCAUCUCAAGGAAAACGGUAAAUCUGAACAUCACCCUUCCCUAGAAAGAACAAAGCCUCAUUUAAAAGAUCAGGAAGAUAUUGAGAGGAAACUUGCUUGUGCUGAGACAGAGAUUGUUCAGCUUCAUGAGGUCCUGAACCAGAGCACCAGUAAAACCAGUGAAGAUAUCAAGAAGCUUGAGGACAAGAUUAAAACAAGGGAUAAGUAUAUUAACAGCCUAAGGAAAAAAUGCCAGAAAGAGAAUGAAUUAAACCGAGAGAAACAGAGGCGAAUCGAAACCCUAGAAAAAUAUUUGGCUGACCUGCCUACCCUUGAUGAUGUACAGAAACAGAGUAAGCGGCUGCAGGUAGUUGAAGAAGAGAACAAGCAAUUAAAAGAAACCAUGAAGAACCUUGAGAAGCUCCUCAAUGAGUCAAGAACUCAGUGUGAAGAAAAAGAUGCCCAGACAGAUUGCCAGAAGCAAAGGGAAAAGGAUCUGGUGAUGACUGUUCAGAGCUUGCAGGAAAAAGUACAGAAAUGUCUUGAAGAUGGUGUACGACUCCCAAUGUUGGAUACCGCACAGAUGCAAAAUGAAAAUGACCGACUCAGAGAACAGAAUGAUCGAGCUAAUAAGGUCAUAGACAAUCAGCAAAGUCAAAUAGAGAAUAUGAUUGCAGAAAUUCAGGCAUUGAGAGAGAAACUUUAUCAAGAGCAUUUGGCAGCGCAGGAGCUUGAAAAGAGGCUAGAAGAGAAAAUGCACUGCACUCGGCAGCUAGAGGUUCUUUCUUUUGAAAAGCAAAACUUAAAAGAAGACAAUGAGCGCAUGAGAGGGCAAAUAGAGGAAAUGCAAAUUUCCAGGCAGCCAUUAUCAGAUAAGAUUCCAGUCGCUGAGCAGCUCUUCAAAUUGAUGUCCCACUGUCUGUUUGACUUGAAAGCACUUUGCAGUAUACUAAAUCAACGAGUCCAUGGCAAGGAGCCAAACCUUUCUUUAUUGCUAGGCAUUGUAUCUUUGAACAGCUCUUUUGAGGAAAAUGAAGCCUGCCAGAGCACAGAGAGUCUAACCAAGAAACUGUCAGAAGCACAUCAGCUACGGAAGGAUAUUGACGAUCUAAGGACUAUGCUAUCAGAUUGCUAUGCUCAGGACAUGGGAGACAAUUGCAUUACUCAGUGAUCAAUCCAUAUUUAGAUUAAAUGCUGCUUUUUUACAAAUCUCUGCUUUUCUACUUGGGAGCCAUAACAGAAACUACAACUUUACUAUGCACAUCAGAUGCUUCUAACCCACCCACUCCCUCUCUUUCCCUGAAGGAAAGAAGCAUAUUCUGGAAUAUACUUUCCCUCUUUUCUUAUGGUUUUUAGAUACUUCUGAAUGUUUCCCUCACUUUGAAUGUAGCGGUGGAUUUUUUUUCCUACAAAAUCCAUUUGCAUUUAUACAUAGAUAAAAAAAGCCUACAAAAAAGUAGGGAUGCACCGAAUCCACUAUUUUGGAUUCAGCCGAAUACAGAAACUGAAUCCUAAUUUGCAUAUGCAAAUUAGGGGUGGUUGCCCCUAAUGUGCUUAUGCAAAUCUGGAUUUGGUUCGGCCGGGCAGAAGGAAUAGGCCGAAUCCUGCUGAAAAAGGCAGACUCCCCAACCGAAUCCUGGAUUUGGUGCAUCCCUACAAAAAAGUGCUGCAGGUGCAAGAUGUCAAAAGAAUUCCUUUUGCACCUACUCUCCUAGAUGACUAAAGGAAAAUUACACAGAAUUGUUUUGCAUUUUAGUUUUAGGAGUGAAUUCUAAGUGUGAUUGUGAUUGAAGUGUGUACAGUUGUGCGAUAGGUGAGGUGACGUCUAGUAUUGUUUUUUUAUGAGAUGUGGAUAGUGCAAAAACAAAAUACUAUGUUUAAAAAAAACUGAAAUGUUAAAUAGUUUUGAAGUAGUUACAAGUAGCAGGAAUUAAGUUAAUCAGGCUUUCUACUGGUCUACUGGUGUGGUGCUUAAAUCAGGGGAUAAAUCAGGGGAUAUAUGUUAUGGGAUCCCAGUGUUUGAUGUAGUUGUAUCUUCUAUCCCUUUUGGGUUUAAUAUUAUGAACAAAUUAUUCAGUCUGAUGCAGAACCCUGUACAAAGUUGGGUCAUUAGCAGCUGAGGUUUACUAUAUAUUGUGCUUGGUCUCAACCAGAGAAUCUUCACUCACACACAGUAUUUAUUCCUGAAUGUGAUUGUUUGCCUUUAUUUUUGCUACAAAGUACAGCGUAUAUGGCCUGUAGCAAACACGAUGCAGGAAUAUAGCUCCUUAUAAAUUGUAGAAAGUCAUUUUCUGCAUUUCCAAACACAGUUGGGGGGUCAUUUAUAAGAGUGGGCAAAUUAUGAUGAUUGUUUUCAGUGCUUAACCUGGAGCUGGCUGAAAAAAAGCUAAUCACUGAUUGGUUGCUAUGGGUUACUGCCCAGGUGCAAAUUUGCCCAGUGAGCCCCAGUGAUCACUGCAAUAAAACAAUUGUAUGACUUACUACUACCUGGGACUGGUACUAAAAAGACCUGGCUUAUAUGCCAUCAAUAGAGAGGCUUGCAGAUCAAGUGAGACUGCUGAUAAAAGGCUGAUGAAAGCCCAUCAUGAGAAUACCAACUUCUCCAUUGUGUGCAAGAUGCUCUUAAAAACAUUUCUGUCAAGGUAGCAUCAUAAUGGGUAAUUUUCCUCAUGGUUUAACUCGUACAAUUGUUGCAAAUAUCUUCCCAUCAUAGACUCUAACAGCAGCCCGUCUGUUUUGUUGCCGCUACAUUCCUUGGAGAUAAGUCAAACAUAUAGAUUAUAAGUUGGGGGGGGUUGCUGUUCCUCACUCUUAAAAAAUAUGAUUCUCCUAUCCUGAAGGAUAGUAUAAAAUGCUUUCUAAGAAAAUGUGUCCUAAGGAAGCCAUUAUUGCCCUGUAUUGCAUUAAGUAAAUACUUCAGAGCUAGUCUUACAUUUCUCACAAACCCUAUUGAUCUGAAAGAUAGCA